CCGGCCUUCUAUCCGCCGACAAUCUCGAAUGCAGAGCCCGGCCGCUGCGUGAUGGGGCUGCGGAGCGGCGCCCUGCGGCUCGCGGCGGCCGCUGCUCGCGCUGAAGUGCGUCGGUGCCCGGCCCCCCGCGCCCCCGCGCGCCCCGGCCCCUGCUGACCCGGCUCGCCCGUCGGCCCGCAGCCCGGCUGAGGAAACUUGAACAUAACUUCAAAAGAAGAUUUGAUACUUUAUUUCUGGACUGCAUAUACAUUACAAAGGCCAUCAGAAUGUCGGGAGCCUCAGUGAAGGUUGCUGUCCGUGUGAGGCCCUUCAAUUCUCGAGAGACCAGCAAGGAGUCCAAGUGCAUCAUUCAGAUGCAAGGCAACUCGACCAGUAUUAUUAACCCAAAGAACCCAAAGGAAGCACCAAAGUCCUUCAGCUUCGACUACUCCUAUUGGUCUCACACCUCGCCUGAAGAUCCCUGUUUUGCAUCUCAAAAUCGUGUGUACAAUGACAUCGGAAAGGAAAUGCUCUUACAUGCCUUUGAGGGUUAUAAUGUCUGUAUUUUUGCCUAUGGGCAGACUGGUGCUGGGAAAUCUUAUACAAUGAUGGGUAAACAAGAAGAAAGUCAGGCUGGCAUCAUUCCCCAGUUGUGUGAAGAGCUCUUUGAGAAGAUCAAUGACAAUUGCAAUGAAGAGAUGUCUUAUUCUGUAGAGGUGAGCUACAUGGAAAUUUACUGUGAAAGAGUACGAGAUUUGCUGAAUCCAAAAAACAAGGGUAAUUUGCGUGUGCGUGAACACCCACUUCUUGGACCCUAUGUGGAGGAUCUGUCGAAACUGGCGGUCACUUCCUACACAGACAUUGCUGACCUCAUGGAUGCUGGGAACAAAGCCAGGACAGUGGCAGCUACCAACAUGAAUGAAACAAGUAGCCGUUCCCACGCUGUGUUCACCAUUGUUUUCACCCAGAAGAAACAUGACUCUGAGACCAACCUUUCCACUGAGAAGGUUAGUAAAAUCAGCUUGGUGGAUCUCGCAGGAAGUGAACGAGCUGAUUCAACUGGUGCCAAAGGAACUCGAUUAAAGGAAGGAGCAAAUAUUAAUAAGUCUCUUACAACUUUGGGCAAAGUCAUUUCAGCCUUGGCAGAGGUGGAUAACUGCACCAGCAAGAGUAAAAAGAAGAAGAAAACUGAUUUCAUUCCUUACAGGGAUUCUGUACUCACUUGGCUUCUUCGAGAAAAUCUAGGUGGCAAUUCUCGGACUGCAAUGGUUGCCGCUCUUAGCCCAGCAGAUAUCAACUAUGAUGAAACUUUGAGCACUCUGAGAUAUGCAGAUCGUGCAAAACAAAUUAAAUGCAAUGCUGUUAUCAAUGAGGACCCCAAUGCCAAACUGGUUCGUGAAUUAAAGGAGGAAGUGACACGGCUGAAGGACCUUCUACGUGCACAGGGGCUGGGAGAUAUUAUUGAUAUUGAUCCAUUGAUCGAUGAUUACUCUGGAAGUGGAGGCAAAUAUCUGAAAGAUUUUCAGAACAAUAAACAUAGGUACUUGCUAGCCUCUGAGAAUCAACGCCCUGGCAAUUUUUCCACAGCAUCCAUGGGCUCCCUUACGUCAUCUCCAUCUUCCUGCUCACUCAGUAGUCAGGUGGGCUUAACAUCUGUGACCAGCAUUCAGGAGAGGAUCAUGUCUACACCUGGAGGAGAGGAAGCCAUUGAACGUCUAAAGGAAUCAGAGAAGAUCAUUGCUGAGUUGAAUGAAACCUGGGAGGAGAAGCUUCGCAAAACAGAGGCCAUCAGAAUGGAGAGAGAGGCCUUGUUGGCUGAGAUGGGAGUUGCCAUUCGAGAAGAUGGAGGAACUCUAGGGGUUUUCUCACCUAAAAAGACCCCACAUCUUGUUAAUCUUAAUGAAGACCCACUAAUGUCCGAAUGCCUGCUUUAUUACAUCAAAGAUGGAAUUACAAGGGUUGGCCAAGCAGAUGCUGAGCGGCGCCAGGACAUAGUACUGAGUGGGGCCCACAUUAAAGAGGAGCAUUGUAUCUUCCGGAGUGAGAGAAACAACAGUGGUGAAGUUAUUGUAACCCUGGAGCCCUGUGAGCGCUCAGAAACCUACGUGAAUGGCAAGAGGGUGACCCAGCCUGUUCAGUUGCGCUCAGGAAACCGCAUCAUCAUGGGUAAAAACCACGUUUUUCGUUUUAAUCAUCCGGAACAAGCACGGGCUGAGCGGGAGAAGACUCCCUCAGCUGAGACCCCGUCUGAGCCUGUGGACUGGACUUUUGCCCAGAGAGAGCUUCUGGAGAAACAAGGAAUUGAUAUGAAACAGGAGAUGGAGAAAAGGUUACAAGAGAUGGAGAUCCUGUACAAAAAGGAAAAGGAAGAAGCAGAUCUUCUCUUGGAGCAGCAAAGACUGGACUAUGAGAGUAAAUUGCAGGCCUUGCAGAAGCAAGUUGAGACCCGUUCCCUGGCUGCAGAAACUACUGAAGAGGAAGAAGAGGAAGAAGAAGUACCUUGGACGCAGCAUGAGUUUGAGUUGGCCCAGUGGGCCUUCCGGAAGUGGAAGUCUCACCAGUUUACUUCCUUAAGGGACUUACUCUGGGGCAAUGCCGUCUACCUUAAGGAGGCCAAUGCCAUCAGUGUGGAAUUGAAGAAGAAGGUACAAUUUCAGUUUGUUCUGCUGACUGACACACUGUAUUCCCCUUUGCCUCCCGAAUUACUUCCCACUGAAGUGGAUAAAACUCACGAGGAGAGACCUUUUCCUCGUACAGUGGUGGCAGUAGAAGUUCAGGAUCUGAAGAAUGGAGCAACACAUUAUUGGUCUUUGGAGAAACUCAAGCAGAGGCUGGAUUUGAUGCGUGAGAUGUAUGAUAGGGCGGGUGAGAUGGCCUCUAAUGCCCAAGAUGACAGUGAAGCUACGAUGACUGGCAGUGAUCCAUUCUAUGAUCGAUUCCACUGGUUCAAACUUGUGGGAAGCUCCCCCAUUUUCCACGGCUGUGUGAAUGAGCGCCUUGCCGACCGCACACCCUCCCCCACUUUUUCCACGGCCGAUUCCGACAUCACUGAGCUGGCUGACGAGCAGCAAGAUGAGAUGGAGGAUUUUGAUGAUGAGGCAUUCGUGGAUGACACCGGCUCUGACGCAGGGACGGAGGAGGGAUCAGAUCUCUUCAGUGACGGGCAUGACCCGUUUUACGACCGGUCCCCUUGGUUCAUUUUAGUGGGAAGGGCAUUUGUAUACCUGAGCAAUCUGCUGUAUCCCGUGCCCCUGAUUCACAGGGUGGCCAUCGUCAGUGAGAAGGGAGAAGUGCGGGGAUUUCUGCGCGUGGCUGUACAGGCCAUUGCAGCGGAUGAAGAAGCUCCCGAUUAUGGCUCUGGAAUUCGACAAUCUGGAACAGCUAAAAUAUCUUUUGAUAACGAGUACUUUAAUCAGAGUGACUUUUCUUCAGUCGCAAUGACUCGUUCUGGUCUAUCCUUGGAGGAGCUGAGGAUUGUGGAAGGGCAGGGCCAGAGUUCUGAGGUCAUCACUCCUCCUGAAGAAAUCAGUCGAACGAAUGACUUGGAUUUGAAAUCAAGCACUUUGCUGGAUGGAAAGAUGGUUAUGGAAGGGUUUUCAGAAGAGAUUGGCAAUCAUCUGAAACUGGGCAGUGCCUUCACUUUCCGAGUAACAGUGUUGCAGGCCAGUGGGAUCCUUCCAGAGUAUGCAGAUAUCUUCUGUCAGUUCAACUUCUUGCAUCGCCAUGAUGAAGCAUUCUCCACCGAACCCCUCAAAAAUAAUGGCAGAGGAAGUCCCCUGGGCUUUUAUCAUGUGCAGAAUAUUGCAGUGGAGGUCACUGAAUCAUUUGUGGACUACAUCAAAACCAAGCCGAUUGUAUUUGAAGUUUUUGGGCAUUAUCAGCAGCACCCACUUCAUCUGCAAGGACAGGAUCUUAACAGUCCACCCCAGCCCUCUCGACGAUUCUUCCCUCCACCCAUGCCACUCUCCAGGCCAGUUCCAGCCACCAAAUUAAACCCCAUGAGCAAAACCAGCCUUGGCCAAAGCAUGAGCAAGUAUGACCUCCUAGUUUGGUUUGAGAUCAGUGAACUGGAACCUACAGGAGAGUAUAUCCCAGCUGUGGUUGACCAUACAGCAGGCCUGCCCUGCCAGGGGACAUUUUUGCUUCACCAGGGUAUCCAGCGAAGAAUCACAGUGACCAUUAUCCAUGAGAAGGGGAGUGAACUCCACUGGAAAGAUGUCCGUGAACUGGUGGUAGGCCGGAUUAGGAAUAAACCUGAGGUGGAUGAAGCUGCGAUCGAUGCCAUCCUGUCCCUGAACAUCAUCUCUGCCAAAUACCUGAAGUCUUCCCACAACUCUAGCAGGACUUUCUACCGUUUUGAGGCAGUAUGGGACAGCUCCCUGCAUAACUCCCUUCUUCUGAACCGAGUGACACCCUAUGGAGAAAAGAUCUACAUGACCUUGUCAGCCUACCUAGAGUUGGAUCAUUGCAUCCAGCCAGCUGUCGUCACCAAGGAUGUGUGCAUGGUCUUCUAUUCCCGAGAUGCCAAGAUCUCACCUCCACGCUCUCUGCGCAGCCUCUUUGGCAGUGGCUACUCAAAGUCACCAGAUUCCAAUCGAGUCACUGGAAUUUAUGAACUCAGCUUAUGCAAAAUGGCAGACACAGGCAGUCCGGGUAUGCAGAGGAGGAGGAGAAAAGUCUUGGAUACCUCGGUGGCAUAUGUGCGGGGAGAAGAGAAUUUAGCAGGUUGGCGGCCGCGUGGAGACAGCCUCAUCCUGGAGCAUCAGUGGGAACUGGAGAAGCUGGAGCUGUUGCAUGAGGUGGAGAAAACCCGCCACUUCCUCCUGCUGCGUGAAAGACUUGGUGAUAGCAUCCCCAAAUCCCUGAGUGACUCGCUGUCCCCCAGCCUCAGCAGUGGGACCCUCAGCACCUCCACCAGCAUCUCCUCUCAGAUCUCAACCACAACCUUUGAAAGUGCCAUCACACCUAGUGAGAGCAGUGGCUAUGACUCCGCAGACAUUGAAAGCCUAGUGGAUCGUGAGAAAGAGCUGGCUACCAAGUGCCUGCAGCUUCUCACCCAUACUUUUAAUCGAGAAUUCAACCAAGUUCAUGGCAGCAUCAGUGACUGUAAGUUGUCUGAUAUCUCUCCAAUUGGGCGGGAUCCCUCUGUGUCCAGUUUCAGCAGCGCUACCCUCACUCCCUCCUCCACCUGCCCCUCUCUGGUAGACUCUAGGAGCAACUCUGCGGAUCAGAAGACCCUAGAAGCCAAUUCCCGAGCCUCUAGUCCCUGCCCAGAAUUUGAACAGUUUCAGAUUGUUCCAGCUGUGGAAACACCCUAUUUGGCCAGAGCAGGAAAAAAUGAAUUUCUCAAUCUCGUUCCAGAUAUUGAAGAAAUUAGACCAGGCUCAGUGGUCUCUAAGAAAGGAUAUCUGCAUUUCAAGGAGCCACUUUCCAGCAACUGGGCUAAACAUUUUGUUGUGGUCCGCCGCCCUUACGUCUUCAUCUAUAACAGUGACAAGGACCCCGUGGAGCGUGGCAUCAUUAACCUGUCCACAGCACAAGUGGAAUACAGCGAGGACCAGCAGGCCAUGGUGAAGACACCUAACACUUUUGUUGUAUGCACAAAGCAUCGUGGGGUCCUUCUGCAGGCUCUUAAUGACAAAGACAUGAAUGACUGGUUAUAUGCCUUUAACCCACUCCUUGCUGGCACAAUACGGUCUAAACUGUCCCGCAGAUGCACAAGCCAGCCGAAAUACUAAGCUGCACUCGCCUUCGAGAGAUAAAGGAAGUGUUACCUCUCA
Messenger RNA from Marmota flaviventris (yellow-bellied marmot), 5759 nucleotides. NCBI's taxonomy places the organism in Eukaryota, Metazoa, Chordata, Mammalia, Rodentia, Sciuridae. The record is from RefSeq and is a predicted model, not a curated record.